GUGCAUAUUUUGAAAUUGCGUUGCUCGCGGUGACACGGAAACCAGAGGCGUGUCACUGAGCGCACUGGUGACCGGAGAGACCCCGCAGCUCUCCACUCACACUGCGCGCUGCGCUCGCUGUGCAAACUACCGGCAGCUGCCUUUAUCCGAGCUGUGCAAACAGCAUCUCCCAGCCGAGAUCGAGGAAGAGUGGCCCGCCCGGCCGAGACAGGACGAGCGAUGUGUUGGAAAGAGAGCACACUAGCGCUGUGCUGCUUACUGUGGCUCGCAGCGCACACCAAGGGUUACUCUUUGCCGUAUUCCCCAGAGAAUGAAAUGAUUUGCCGGGACUCUGUGAAGGAGUAUUACAGAGAGGAUCUGAAACUCUGCUGCAGCCGCUGUCCCCCAGGUACACACCAGGGGGCGGUGUGCUCCAUGGCCUCAGACACGCAGUGCAAGCCAUGCAGGGAGAGGACCUACACCAGCAUCUGGAACUACAGCCCCCAGUGCUUCAGGUGCCCCGGAGCGUGCAGGGAGGAGGAUGGGAUGGUGGAGAGCAGUCCCUGCACUCUCUUCAGCCCGCGUCUCUGUGAGUGCGUCGAGGGGAUGUUCUGUGUGCUGAGGAGAGACUCGAUCCCUUCCUGUGAAAUGUGCCAGACGCGCACCUGGUGUGAGCCAGGCUUCGGAGCUUCCGGACCAGAAUCUGUGGACCAGGACACGGUGUGCUCUCCCUGUGAACCCGGGUCCUUCUCCUCCCAGCCCAGCUCUGCACCCUGCCGCCGGCACACAGACUGCUCAGCUCAGGGGCGCUCUGUCCUGUCUCAGGGGACCAGCUCGUCGGACGCAGUAUGUGGGGGUGCAGUGGAGGGGCCUCCAGUCCCAAUCACCCCCCCAGGAGGGGGCAGCACUGAGCCACCCCACACUCGCUCCCCAAACCCUGGCAGAGACUCUUCCCCUACAGUCUCUGUGGGAGAGCUGAGAGCCCGGAGCGAGGGUGGAAGCUUGGAGCAGGAAUUCAUGUAUGGUAUUGUAGGCGGGAUAGCGGUGUUACUUCUCAUUGUCGGGGUCCUUGCUGCAAAGUGUGUCCAGAUGAGAAGAGCAGUGAAGCCUCCAGGGAUCUGUAAUGCUGACGCCAGCACGGUUACCGAGUGCCCCCCUGACAGGCACCAGCAAGGAUCCUCCUUUGGCCACGCCCCCAGCCACCCCGCACAGGAAGAGCAGUGCCUUCUGGGAGACCAGGACUCCAGCAACCCCUCCCUCAUUUCCUCUUCCUCCUAUGCUGGAGAGGCCAAUCAGAGCUGUGGGCCGGGGCAGUGCUGCUCAGGCAGUGUAGAGGGAUCAGAUGCUCUGCUCUCCCACGGCACCCACGUCAGUGUCAACAUCCAGGCUGUGAUCAGCUGCCCCCACCAGCCCCCACUUACCCCCGCGCACAGGGGCUGCACGGACUCCCAGGCGGGGGUACCCCUGUCACAGGAGGAGAGCUACACCAGCCUGCCCCCCUCCCAGCAGGAGAUGGGCAAGGACGCCCGCACGGGGGUGCAGGAGUGCGGGGGAGGCGGUGCCCUCUAAGAGCUGUUAUACACAGACAAGCCAGCAGGGGCAGACAAAGCACACAAACUACCAUUGCAGUCCAGCCUGUUCUAAACAGAGCAGACUCUGUGGCUCUCUGAGCGCUUGCCUUACUGUUAAUGUUGCUGUUGUUUUUAUAGUGAUGUGCUUGAGCUGGUUCAGUAAUCUGGGAUUCAGUGCUGGCGCACGCACACAGGGACUGUCUGCUCGUCACUGGUGUUGCAGUGGGAACGUGCUUGCUGCUCUGACAGGACAGUGGAGGAUGUCACAAGCUCAGGAAGAAGGGAAGAGGAGAGGAUUCAAUAGAAGACAAAGAGUUUCCUUUCCCUUAAUUUGUUUGUAAACAUGUAAAUAAAUUUUUUUUAAUCUGCUUGAAA
This is a messenger RNA of Polyodon spathula (Mississippi paddlefish), 1925 nucleotides long. RefSeq names its product tumor necrosis factor receptor superfamily, member 1B (gene tnfrsf1b). Lineage: Eukaryota; Metazoa; Chordata; Actinopteri; Acipenseriformes; Polyodontidae. The transcript has 10 exons. Gene Ontology annotation, biological process: extrinsic apoptotic signaling pathway; positive regulation of membrane protein ectodomain proteolysis; positive regulation of oligodendrocyte differentiation. The record is from RefSeq and is a predicted model, not a curated record. Gene Ontology annotation, molecular function: tumor necrosis factor receptor activity; tumor necrosis factor binding. Bases 220 to 1548 code for a protein of 442 amino acids.